UCCACUGUUCAGCAAAGGAAAAAAGGGAAGAAAAGAAAACCUCAUACGUCGUUCUGAAUCCAAAGGCCAGAACUGAAGUACAUUUUCUUCUCAGAUGGACUCUCAGACCAAAACAGGGAAGGCUUACCUCCAACCGCACAAAGUUGGCAAAAAAUGGAAGCCAGUGUGGUUGUCUCUGUUUCCCCCCAGUGGCAGUGGAGUGGGUCGACUGGAGAUCCAGGAUAUGGGAGGUGGCGGUGCUGGAGGUGAUCAUGUCAGGAGACACUACCAGCCUCAUGUAGACAGAAAGCUGAAGAUGGUCCGACUGUCCGAGCUGAUCAGCGUCCUCAGACUCCCCCCAAACGCUGAGGCCUGUCCCAUGGAGAACAUGUCAGCGUUUUGUGUGGAGACACGGGACAGAACCAUGGUGUUUGCUACACUCAAAGACGACUGUGUGGAGUGGGUAGAAAAACUGUGUCACAGCACGUUUCAGAGAGCUAAGCAGCUUCAGAUGGAGGAGAACCAGAUAUACGCUUCAGCAGAUGAAGUCUCACAGUUCUGGGUGACGGUUCAGAGGACUGACGCAGCAACACGCUGCGGCCUGAAGGGGUCAUACUGGCUGCAGGUGGGGCGAGAGUCGCUGCUGCUGAGAGAAACAAAGAAGAACGUUGUUAGAGAAUGGCCAUACGAACUGCUGAGACGAUACGGUAAAGAUAAGCUGGCCUUAACCAUUGAAGCAGGCAGACGCUGUGACUCUGGUCCUGGAACAUUCACCUUUGAGACGCAGCAGGCCGAGACAAUAUUCUGCCUGAUUCAGAGUACCAUCAAACGGAAGACUUCAUCGGUUACUUCAGACAGCCCAAACCUAGAGGCUGAGAAAGUUACCGUAGCCAAUAUACGGGCUCAUUCCCCUCUCCCCAAAAUACCAGAUAUGACCAGCAUGGCUGCCAUUCUGGAGAACAAACUGAGGACACAGGAAGGUCAAUCUGCUGCUGUAGAAGAGAGUGCACAUGCUCAAGAAGAUUUGGUUAGUUCAUCAGAGAGUGUAUCGCCGCAACCAGCUCCUAUCACCCUCAUGCCUCUUCCACUGGUCCCCACACAUAACAGCCUCUCUGGAGGUCAUCUUAGUGGCCAAUCAGAAGCUGUGUAUGCUGACCCAGCUGACUGCAUCCAAUCUGUACGAAAAGCGCAACCGACCAUGGCUCUGUAUGUAGACCCUGCAAGUUUUCUCCCGCUCAAACCCCCCAGCUCAGGAGAACCCGUCACUCCCCCUCCUAACUCCUCUGCUCCACGUCCCUGCUUUACCAUCGAUCACCCAGAUUCAGAAUACUCGGAGGUGUAUGACAAAAUCAGUCUGGUCCAGAUUAAACAAACUGUCACUCAGAGCAAACAUGAUGAACCCAUUUAUAGUGAGCCCAUGAGCAAGAAGGAGGAAGAGUCUCGUAAAAUUGAAAGCAAGCCAGACCCAUUCGCCCACCUUUAUGCUCAAGUCUGCAAAACAAAACCAUCAGUUAGUCCUUCUUCAUCCUCUAACACCAUCCCUUCCUGCUCUGCUUCAUCUUCCUCUCUUACUGCCAGUAUGAGCACAACAAGCGCCACAGAUGAUGAUGUCAUCUACGAAAACCUGGGCAUCAUUUGAUUUAGUUGUACUAAUUGUAUUUUUGUACAGUGAUUGCUAGAGACUAUGGGAGUUCAUUAGGAAACAGUAUGCCUACAGUAGUUAGCACUUCUCCUGCAUGGAUGUGCUUUCUGUUGUGUAUAUCCAUAUACAAACUAUAGUUCGUUAUUUAUUAAAUAAAUAACAGGGCUUACCAUCUCUGGUGCAAACUCUCUUCAAUGAGCAUCAUCAACAUCUCUUCAUCAUCAUCAUCAUCAUCACAGCCUACACCGGGCAUUAUUGGCUAGAAAGAGGUCACGAGAAGUGAUACGUAAACACAGACGUAGGAUUCAUCUGAUUAGCACAGACUAAAACUGACUACUAUUUGUAAGCCUCACAAAACGGUCAAAUUAUGGCACUUUUGGAAUUAUUUAUAGUACAUCGUACAGAGGGCAAAAUGAUCGUACAAAUAAAAUAAUUAUUGCAGUACAUGUGCGUCUGGCAACGCUGCUUUAGCAGCGGGUGACGGAGGUCUGGUAAAACCACACCUCCAGAUAUUUGUCGUCUUCAGCCCCAACUGACACUGAUCAUUCCAUUUAGAUUAAUUCAGCACAAAUUUAAAAAUGAUUUGUAAAUAUUUUGAAAAUAGCAAGUUCCAGACUUACAAUAUUUAUACCCAGUGAUAUGUGAUAGUAUUUUUGCAAUGCCAUCAAAUUGUCAAUAUUUUUAAAUAUGUGUUUGUUGGUUUGCUCAUAAUGUUGUUCAGCUGAUUAACAAUAAUGUUUACAAUGAAAAUGUCCUAUAGUUAUUUUUCAUUUAUUGUUUUUUUAUUAAGCUGUGUAUAGUUCUGUGAAGAUGAAAAUAGUAUUUGUCACUUUCAUAGAGUGUUAUAAGUCCUGUCCCCCCUUCCUAACACUAACACAUACUGUAACCACUGUAUAUACUGUAAUGUUAAUAUAUAUAUAUAAUGUU
Molecule: messenger RNA, 2548 nt
Organism: Sebastes umbrosus (honeycomb rockfish)
Lineage: Eukaryota; Metazoa; Chordata; Actinopteri; Perciformes; Sebastidae
Product: docking protein 1-like
Exons: 7
Coding region: 95-1618 (507 amino acids)
Biological process (GO): positive regulation of MAPK cascade; cell surface receptor protein tyrosine kinase signaling pathway
Cellular component (GO): cytoplasm
Source: RefSeq, a predicted model, not a curated record